AUUCAAUCAUAAUUUGGUAACCUUUUAACUUACGUUCAUUGACGCAUUGUCUACGUUUUUGGCUUCUAAGAGAGUACUGAUGACUUUUUGAAAAAUUCAUCGGUAUUUAACACACAUAUUCAAUUGUAGCGACGAAAAUUGAACAGCAAUGCGGAAGAGUGAGGCAACAGCAUUGCUGGGAUUGCCCUCAGAUGCUUUUCCUACUCAGGCAGAGCUUAAAGUGGCAUAUAGGAAAAAAGCAUGGGAAAGCCAUCCGGAUCGUUUUCCUCCCUCUGAAAAAUCUCAUGCAGAGUCCAAAUUCAAGCAGGUUUCAGAAGCAUAUACAUGCCUCAAGACUGGUAAAAUAUCUUGGGAUACCACUUCAGGUGGAAAUGUGAAUGUUGUGAGGAGAGGGGUAUCCCAAAAAAGCAUACCAUUCAAUUCUACAUUAGUCAAGAUUCCAUUUGCAAUAAUAGUUCUUGGGACAGUCUUUCUUGGUGGGUUUAAUGCUGCAAGGUGUGCAGGUGAAUUUCAUGGCCAAUGGAAAUUGAAGGUCCCCUAUGAAAAUCCUAUGCAUGUAUUUAUAAAAGCCAAGACCAUAGUCCGUAUGGAGGGACUAAGGUCUUGUUCAUAAAAUUAUUUUAACUGACAAAUUGAGUUGGUGGACUUUUAACCUCUUAAAAAAAAGCCUUCACAUGGAGAUUUAUAUCUCGUUCCAUUUCUAGAAGAAAUGUGGUAGCACAACCCCUAUGUGAAUCAAUCUCCUCUCAUGAACUCCUCUAGAAAAACACGUGUAUUGACAGAGCUUACAAUGCAUUAAAUGAUACUUAUACAAGUAUAUGUGUAUGCACAUACAUGUGCAUAUAUACACAUGCCUACAUAUAUCUGUGUAUG
Molecule: messenger RNA, 873 nt
Organism: Cryptomeria japonica (Japanese cedar)
Lineage: Eukaryota; Viridiplantae; Streptophyta; Pinopsida; Cupressales; Cupressaceae
Exons: 6
Coding region: 149-613 (154 amino acids)
Cellular component (GO): nucleus; cytoplasm
Molecular function (GO): protein-folding chaperone binding; protein folding chaperone
Source: RefSeq, a predicted model, not a curated record